Molecule: messenger RNA, 4524 nt
Organism: Leptopilina heterotoma
Lineage: Eukaryota; Metazoa; Arthropoda; Insecta; Hymenoptera; Figitidae
Product: erythroid differentiation-related factor 1
Exons: 10
Coding region: 227-3793 (1188 amino acids)
Biological process (GO): positive regulation of DNA-templated transcription
Molecular function (GO): protein binding
Source: RefSeq, a predicted model, not a curated record
AAUAAUUAACUUUUACUAUUAUUCAAUUUAUAUUUAAGAAAAAGUAUUUUCCAAAACUCAUGUGGUUCGUGCGAGUGAGAGAGAGAUAUCUACACAAAACUGUUUUUCGGUUUUUAUUUGUUUUUAAGAAUUAAGAAGAACACAGUAAAAAAUUCAGAAUUUUAUUUUAAUUUACUUUUAUUAAAUACUGUCUCUAUUUGGACAGUAUUAUCAGUCGUUUUUAGAAAUGUCGGAAGAAUCAGAUUUCCACGUUGACGCUUCAAAAGUGGCCGAGAAUGCUCCAGAUUCACCGAAGAAACCAGUGAAAUCGACGGCAGUUGUUAAAUAUUCAGCUGUUCAAAAUCCAGCGACUUUUGCUGAAUUACAAUGCAACACAGACUUGAAUUUACCACCGAGCAAUUGGCUGAGCAGUUCGGCCGAGAGUUAUGGCCUUCAAAGCGACUGGUCAUCACAAAGCAGAAGUUUUUCUAGUUUUCGUAUGGCGCACAUGUUCCCCGAUUGUGUUGGCGAAGUGGAUGUUGUCUCAGAAGCGGAGAAUAUAAAAAAACUUUUAAAAAUGCCUUACAGUCACGGUGUUAUUUCAAUGGUUGUACAUCGUAUAGAAAAUACAUUGCUUUUAGAUGAUUUCGAUGUUCAUCGAUAUCUUUUGAGACAAGCCGAAACCGAGUGGGAAUGGUUGAAGAAAUUUGUUUGCGAGCAAGUAUUUCAAAAUCUCGGUAACAAGGAGAAACGACUUUUUCAUAAAUCCAGUAGAAAUACAUUGCAACAGAAGAAUUUAGUUUCUAAAUUUCUCUAUCAUUCGCUUGUAUUGGCCGAUAAGGAGAAAGACGCUCAAAAACCAGAAUUGCCCGUUAAGAAUGUAGAACCAUCGCUACCUGAACCGCCUCGUGAACAGGAAUUACCUGAUCCAAAUUGUAAUCAUAAUUUUGCACGUAAUGUUCUUUGGACAUUUGAAAAUAUUCAAAUGUUAAUUGGCACUGACAUGCCAAUAUUUGGAGGACCAACUCAUCCUUGUAUUAGUCUAAGACUUAGAGAUAUGACGAAACCAAUUAGCGUUCUCACUGGAAUUGAUUAUUGGCUCGAUAAUCUCAUGAGUAACGUUCCAGAAGUUAUUAUGUGCUGUCAUCUCGAUGGGAUUGUACAGAAGUAUGAAUUUAUUAAAACCGAGGAUUUCCCGAAUUUGGAAGACGCUAAAUUCAGUCCCAAACUUAUUAGAGAUGUGGCACAGAAUAUUUUGAGUUUCCUGAAGAAUAAUGUUACAAAGGCCGGUCAUACUUACUGGUUAUUUAAGGGUAGAGAUGACGAUGUUGUGAAACUGUACGAUUUGACGUCUCUCUGCAGUGAAGUGAAUGAUGACAAGGGUCAAAGUCCCUUCACUAUACCAGUUGCAAUGCUCCUGUAUCGAGUUGCCCGAAAUAUGAAGUAUUCUUUGGACUACAUUAAAAAUCGAGGAACGAUUCGUAUGCUUUUGAAAAAUUGCAUUCAGCUACUCGAUAAGAAAAAAUAUCCACAAAUUGUCACUUCAGCGCAUUAUAUGUUGUCGGACUUGUACGUCCCAGCUGGAACAAAUCCCAGCAGUCCGGAUUUAAUGGAACAAAACGAUGACGAAGACACACAUAGCGACACUUAUUCGUCUCAUGAAAGUGAUAAAGAAUCUGACAAAAUGGAAGAAGACGUCAGCGCUGCCAUUAAAUCCCUAACACUAACAAGAAUCAAAGAACAAGCAGAAUAUGAAGAGUUCAAAUACAAACCACCGCCAAUUAUCGGAACAGUUGAGGAAAGAUGUAAAGUGGCAUUGGAACACAUUGUCAGCGGUCUUGAGUGUCUCAAAUAUUUCCCCCUUCAAGGUCCAUUUGACGAGGAUCAACAGGAGGAGAAGGAAAAUCAAAAAGAAACGGACGAAGUUCAACAAAUGGCUAAUCCCUUUCAAGCAAUUCCGCUGCCUUACAUCACAUCAAAUGAAAGUGACAAUUUGCAAAAUAAUAAUAGUCCAAGUCAUAAGAAGAAGGCUAAGCAGAAGAAGAAGAAAGUGGAAAAAAAUGCUGCACCAAAAAAAGAAGAGAUGGAAGCAACGAAAACUCUUCUCUGUAAACCAGAAACAUUGCCAACAUGGCAGGCACCAAAGAAAAGUGAUAAUUUAAGUUGGAAUGCGCAUUUGAAAAUUUUACUUUAUGAAAAGGCCGCAUUGACAAUGGGCGUACUUGCAGAAUAUGAAUAUUCAAAUAAAAAUUAUGGCUCUGCUCUCUACUAUAUUGCGGCUGUUUUACGUUGUCAGAAAAUAUUGUCAUUUUGUUUGAUUAAUAAUGAGCAUACAAUGAGUUAUUUUCUGGGCAGAGCUGGUGAUUGUGGUUCUAUGACCGUUCAGGAUUGGAAGAAUGUCGAGAAACAUAGAAAUGACUAUGAAAUGAAAAAUGAAACAACACGAAUUAUUGACGAUAUCUUCGCUCUAGAGGAGUUGGAAAAUUAUGAAACUGAAUUACUGCCGAAAAAGUUUGAGAGUAAAGAAAGUACAUUGGUUGAUUCUUACAAGUGUUACGAAAAAGCAUUGGCAUUACAGCAACCAAAUGUGGAUCGAAAUAAUCUUCUGAAGAGAGUGGGAAACACUCAUAACGAACUUGGCGUUUUGUACUUAAAUAAAGCAACCGGAUGCUAUCAGCAAGAAACUGAAGAUUCUAAAUCUCAUGCCACGGAGGUGGGAAAGUUUCUAGAACUCUCGCAAAAUCAUUUAGAGGCUGGAAUAAAAACAUUCGAAGUUGUUCACGAUGAUGCAAAUCAAGCACUUUUGCUUGCAAACAUUGGUCGUUUAAUGCGAUCGAAAGCUCAUAUGCAAGGGAAAGAAAGAUCGGAUGAACGUCAUUAUUAUGAAAAAGCAAUUGUCUGCUAUCAAAAAGCACUUCAAGUUCUGGGAAAUAGAAAAUGUAAUCGAGAAAUUUGGGACAAUGUGAAUUGGGAAUUAUCCACGACAUUAUUUACAAUGGCAACGCUUUUGCAGGAUUAUCCAGCUAUCGAGAAUAAGAGCGAAGAAGAAUUAGAACGAGAAGUUGUGGAAAUUUUGAAUAAAGCAUUAAAACUUUGUGAUACAAAACUAUCAGGUUCCCGACUACCAAUUUAUCAAUUUCGUACGGCAUCAAUUCACCACAGAUUGUCUUCACUUUAUCACAGAAUAUACAGAAAAACAGACAUGGAAAUUGACAAUGCUAAGAGAAAAAAAUGUUUGCAAUUGUGUGAAUUGAAUUACGAAAAGGCAGCUAAAUUGUUUCUCAUUUUAGAGGAAACGAAACAAUUCCUGACUGUACAAAUGGAAAGAGUGGCAUUAGCUGAAAAUCAGGCGGAAACGUCCACUUUGGUUAAUAGCAAGCUUAAAGCGUUCAAAAAUGGACUUAAAUUGAUUUUACAAUGUCGAGCAGCUAUAUAUAUUUUGUAUAACAAGAAUAAAAGUGAUUUACAAUUUAAGGAGAAUGAGGAAACAAAAGUCGACAGUAUAGAAAAUGAUACUGAUGAUAAGCUAGUGGAAUGUGAGCAAACUAAGGAGGAAAUGAAGGAAAUUGAAGAUCAAGAGAAUCUGAUAAAUUUACUUCAACAGAGAUUAAAGUUCAUACUGUGGUCAUUGGUUAAACUCUGUAUGAAUAAUAAAAACGUUUCGAGCCUUAAAAAAGAAUCCGACAACCUGGAGUUAUACAAGCAAUGCUACAACUUGGCUUUGAGACAAGAACAAUUUUCCGGGAAUGACUUACUAAAAAAUAUGUCGGAAACUUUACAAAAAAUUGAAGACAUAAGUUCGGGUUUCAAUUGAGAAAAGAGGAUAAUAUGUGGCAACGUAGAGUUCAAUAUUCUGCAAACAAUCGAAGAAUUUUAAAAAUAUUUUGGUAUAACUUAUUAUUUUUUUCAAGUACUAAUUUUAAUUACAUUUUUUUUUCAUUUCAAGCAAAGGACAAGUUAUUCGUAAAAAUGAUUUUAUUAUUAAUGCAAAAAAGAUUUUUUAUGCAGAAAAGAUAAAAACAGAAAGAGAACUUUGAAGAAAGUUAAAAAAACAAUUACUGUAAUAACUUGCCAAGUAACAAUUUGCAUUUUCAAUUUUUUCAAAAUACUAAUUUUAUUUUCAAUUCCUUAACUUCGUGUGGAAAAAAUCUUUCGGAAUAGAUUUAUUGCAACAUAGAAAAGAUUUACAAAAUGGAAAAUUAUUUCAAGAAUUAUUGACAUUAACGUUUGGGACUAGAAUUUGCUGUUCUUUUUAUGUGACUAUUUUUGUUUUCCUUUUUUUCUUUUUACCUUUUAAUUAUUCAACGAUUACUUUUUUAAAUAUUCAAGGUUGUAAUGACUGUGAUCAAUGUCAAUGUGAUACCUGACAUUUUCUUAUAUAAUGUAAAUAUUUAUGAAACAUUAUUUAUAAAACAAGCUAAUUUAUAUUUGUGAGAAAAAUAGAAAUAGUGCAGCUUUUUGUUAUUUUCGAAAGAUGGUUUCAAAUAUCGAAUAAUAAUAAAUAAAGAAAGGUAGAAUAACUUUUAUAUAAAACGUUUGUUUCAA